AUGGAUGUCCAUUCUUUCGAAAGAGUAAAAGAAAAAUGGGAUGUUAUUUUUAAAGAUCCACUACUUUCAUUAACAAGUCUUCGUGAAAAAGCAAUCAAAGGAAAUGUUUGUUCACAAAGUUUAAGAUCCGUUUGCUGGAAAUUAUAUUUAUCUUAUUUACCUAGUCCAGACAUAUCUACUUGGACUCUAACUCUUCAUAAGGAACGACAGCAUUAUGCAGAUCUUCGUCAAAAAUAUAUUACCAAUCCGAACACAGAGUCUGAUAAUGAUAUUAUGGAUGAUUUAACUGUUAACAAUCCUUUAUCUUUAGACCAAGCUAAUCCUUGGCAAGAAUAUUUUAAAGAUACUGAAUUAAGAAAAAUUAUAAAACAAGAUGUUGAAAGAACAUUCCCUGAUAAUGAAUAUUUUCGUACUCCAGAAACUCAAAGCCGUCUUCUUGAUAUACUUUUUAUUUAUUGUAAAAUGAACACUGAUGUUUCAUAUCGUCAAGGAAUGCAUGAACUCUUAGCUCCUAUUUUAUGGGUAGUUGAUCAUGAAAGUAUAUCUGGUGCAGACGGAUUUGCAAUGGAGAACAGUGAAGACUCGAUCAUUAAACAGACAUUGAAUUCUGAUUAUGUGGAACAUGACAGUUUUGUAUUGUUCUCUGCUCUUAUGAAAGCUGCUAAAUUAUAUUAUGAAUAUAAUGAUGAAAUAUUUAAUCAUAAUGCGAGGUUGAUUAAAGAAGCUCAAAAUGAAGUUGCUAAGCUUACACCUGUUGUGGUUAAAUGUAAUAAAAUAUUUAACGAAUAUCUUAAAACGUUUGAUUUUGAAUUAUACGAACAUUUGUCAAAUUUGGAAAUAGAACCUCAACUUUAUGGAAUACGAUGGAUAAGGCUUCUUUUUGGUCGCGAAUUUCCAUUGAAUAAAGUUCUUAUUUUAUGGGAUGGAAUGUUUGCUGAAGAUCCUACAUUAAGAAUUGUAGACUUUGUCUGUAUAGCUAUGAUAUUACAUAUUCGUGAUGAACUGUUAGAAUCAGAUUUUACAGGAUGUUUGAGUAUGUUGAUGACAUAUCCACCAAUAGAUGAUGUACAAUUAUUAGUGCCUCAAGCAAUUCAUCUUCGUGAUCAUUUAUCACCUGAAGGUGGUGCUUACAUCAUUUCAGAGAAUGCAUUAAGAGUUGGUAAGCCUUUACCAGCACCAUAUCAAGUAUAUGAACAUAGUCGAAGUGAAAGUAUUGUUCCAGAUGGAUUUGUUCAUGUUACUAAAAAUGUUUUGGAAAGCCGUAGUGCUGCUGUUUUGAAUAAAGCUAUUUUAACUGCUGUAGGUGAAGUAAAGAAAAAUGUUUUACGUCGUUCUGAUAUACAACAAAAUUAUGAUGGUAGAAAACGUGGUACUGAAUUUACUUUCCAGGUAUCUAAGCUUGAGUAUGAAAUUAUUAAUCAUCCUUCAUCAGCAAUUGUCAUUGGUCGUUCUGGAACUGGAAAAACCACAUGUAUUGUGUUUAGACUUCUUGCUUCAUACCUGAAAAGCCAACCCAACGAAACAUCAAAUGACAAUGGUGAGGAUUCUCAUAAAAGACAAAUAUUCAUUACGUUGAGUGAUAAUCUUUGUCACAAAGAUGUACAAAGAUCAAUCCCACGAGGAAAGUGA
This is a messenger RNA of Entrophospora sp. SA101, 1629 nucleotides long. NCBI's taxonomy places the organism in Eukaryota, Fungi, Glomeromycota, Glomeromycetes, Entrophosporales, Entrophosporaceae. The record is from the annotation of a GenBank genome assembly.